UUUCUCUCUCUUCUCUUCUCUUCUUUUUUUCUUUUGAAUCCAACUUCCUUCUUUUUCUUCUUCUUCUCUUCUCUUCUCUCCUACCCUCUCUUCUCCUCCCUUUACAUUCUCUCUUCUUUCUCUCUCUUUCACCUUCGUCAACUAGCCAGCCAUGGGUCUCUUUGACAAAUUCUUUGGCGUCAUUCCUCCCGCCGCCGGUGCUAUGGGCCUUGGUGUCCUCUACACCAUCAUCGGCCUUGUCUUUGCCAUCUUGAGCUUUGGUCGCUGGAUUAUGCCUCAUGCUGAGACCGAUCUUUACAUCCCAUGGGGCGUUGUUUGCAUUCUUCUCUUUGUCACCGGUAUUUACGGAACCUGGGCCACAGCCAAGGGCACCACCUGGCACCUUCGCCAAUAUGUUUCCUUCUCAUGGGGUUUCUUGUUGAUGUUCCUCUGCUGGGCUGUCGUUUACAUCGCUGUUGAGGAUAACCACGUCGAAAAGGUGAACGCGGGCUGCAUUGAGCUCAACAAGGACAAGAACUGGACAGAGGCGAUGUGCAAUGAACGUCGCGAGAAGGCUGUUACCAUCUCCAUUGCCUUGGUCACCAUCGCCAUGGUCCUUGGCUUCUAUUUCACCCUCGUCCUUUCCAAAUGGGUCAGCGGACGCGAGUGGGAGGAUCACUUGGAGGAGGAGCGUCGUCUUGACCAGUGGCGCAGCGGUCACGGCGAGAAGCCCGGCACUGAGAACAACGUUUAAAAGUCAAAAUAGACACCCUUCUCCUUUUGUAGUAGCCGACCUCUCCCCCCUCUCUCUCCAUCUACCAUUUAUUUUUAUUUUUUUUUUGUAGACCUUACCUCUGUCAACCAUAUCAUGCUAUAUUAAAAAUAAAAUAUAUUACUAAUAGGAUGUAG
This is a messenger RNA of Lobosporangium transversale, 888 nucleotides long. RefSeq lists its product as hypothetical. The coding region runs from base 152 to 733 and encodes 193 amino acids. The transcript has 3 exons. The record is from RefSeq and is a predicted model, not a curated record. Lineage: Eukaryota; Fungi; Mortierellomycota; Mortierellomycetes; Mortierellales; Mortierellaceae.